UGAGAAGUGUUAUGAGGGGGGAGAGACAGAGAGGUUUAUUCGAUCAAAGAUUCCUCCCAUCCCAAUUUGCAGAGAAGAGGAAAUUGUAGAAGACCCACCCAAUCGAUCAAGAUUACAUAUUUGUAAGGGUUACAGGCAGUUGGAGAUGAUUUUAGCUUAAACAUGGCUUAUUCCACUUCCAGAAUAUUUCUUUAUCCACUUAAGCAAUCUCUUCCUGCAAUCACAUCUUCUUCUUAUUCUUCAUUCACUUCUUCUCCAAGACCAUUUUUGUAUACCAAAUGGGAACCUUUGAAGAGAUUGAUGAAGGGCUUUGAACCUGUACUGCGUAGCCGUAUCUCGGGAUUUCAGUAUAUAUUAAAUACCCAAAGAAGAUAUUUUCAGAAUUUCUGUUUACCAGGAGGUAAAAUAAGAUUGAAAAAUGCUAUUGCAGUGUCAACUGUUUUUGGAUUAGUGACUUUUGCUCCUCGUGUGUCAUAUGCUAUAGAUGACUUUGAUAAUUUGGUGUAUGAGCAUCAUCAAGAACCAUGGGGUGCUUCAGGUGUAGAAAAAGAUUCAAAUGUCUUUUGGACAUUUGCUAAGAGAUUCUGGUUGCCUAUUUUUUUCAUUGUCACUGUGAUCUCACAUUUGGGUGAUCCCGUUACGCUAGUUGCAUUCAAAGUUCUGCUUUUCCUCUUCAGCACAAAGCCUAGUCCUUUCUCAGUCUAUGUUUUUGUCGACGAGCUGUGUAAUCGAUCUAUGCAGCAAGAGCCUAGCUUGUUUGGUGUAAAGACUCUGUAUGCACACAAAGUCGAAGUUCGAGACUACAAGCUUCUUUGCCUUGCAAGAGUGGAAGUAAGAGAUCAAAAGUUCUCUUUAGUUGGAAUUCUUGGGGGUUGGUGGUCUUUACCUAGCCCAAGUCAAGGAGUUUAUUCUAUACUUAGACUCAUACAGAAACUAAAAGUACAACAGCUUGAGCUCAGUAUUUAAUGCUUGAAUAUGUACAUUAAAAAUGAACCAAUUUUUUUAUCCAUACUAGAACUGAACAUCCCCUUUCUAUUGCAUUGCAAGAAAAAGAGAGACACCAUUCCCUUUUCA
This is a messenger RNA of Cannabis sativa, 1074 nucleotides long. RefSeq lists its product as uncharacterized. The transcript is spliced from 6 exons. Bases 163 to 966 code for a protein of 267 amino acids. Lineage: Eukaryota; Viridiplantae; Streptophyta; Magnoliopsida; Rosales; Cannabaceae. The record is from RefSeq and is a predicted model, not a curated record.